This is a messenger RNA of Theileria equi strain WA, 1188 nucleotides long. Its product is annotated as signal peptide-containing protein. The transcript has a single exon. NCBI's taxonomy places the organism in Eukaryota, Apicomplexa, Aconoidasida, Piroplasmida, Theileriidae. Bases 1 to 1188 code for a protein of 395 amino acids. The record is from RefSeq and is a predicted model, not a curated record.
AUGAAGCUCAUCAUACUCACUACUCUGCUAAGCCUUUCUAUGGCCUCUCCAAGUCCACCUCCAGUAGGAAGUCCGCCAAAGAGUCCAGCCAGUCCAAAGAAAUCUCCAACCGAGAAAAAAGGGGUUACCAUCGUGAACAAGAUCGUUCCUCCCAAAGAGACUGACAAAGAGAUUAAAGGCCCUAAGCUGAUAACUAGUUCUAGCGAUCCCAGGUUACCAGUUACAAGCAUUACAAGUGUGGAUGGGCCAGAGAAAUCUCCGGUAAGAAAGAGCCGUAGUCCAAGUCCAAAACCAAAAACUCCAACAAGUGUGAAAUCAAAGUCUCGAAGCCCAAGUCCUAAAACAUCAAGAUCCAAAAGCCCAAGCCCAAGCAGAUCCCGCAAGGGUUCCAAGGAAGAGGAAGAAGACAAGAAAAAGAAAGAGGAUAGAUCUAGAAGCCCGAGUCCAAAAAUAAAAUCUCGCAAAGGUUCCCAAGAUCAGAGCCUUGAGCAGAAGGAAAAAACCUUAAAAGAAAAGGAGCCAGAGGAAAUACCUCCAAAAACUCCUCCACCAGCAAUUCCAUCACAUAAAGGACUAGAAGAUGAUCCAGGUUCCCAAGAAGAAGAUGAACUUAGAAAUAAAAAGGUCGAUCAAGAGAAACUAGGGCCAGGUAAACCUAAAGAGGUUAAAACUCUAGAAACAAAGGAGCAGGAGUUUAAAGAGAAAAGGGAAAGAGAUAGGGCUAAAUUAGAACAAAAGAUUACUCUAGAAAAGGCAAAGCCCAUAAAGGACAGGAAGGAAGACUAUGACGCCAGUAAAGACGGCAAAUUUGACGAGUGGCUUGCCAAGUCCAAGGCUGUUGAAGUGGGUGCCAGAAAGUUGUAUGAAGAAGCCAAGGCAAAGGUAGAUGCCAUAACUGUACCAGAGUCCAAACAAAAGUUCGAAAAGAUACUCAAGAAGAUUCUUAAAAAGGUUGAGGAAAUCACCAAUGACAUUAAGGAACUUGAAAAGACUAAAAAGAAGAAUACAUCCGAAGCGAUUGAAAAGGCACUUGGACACUUUUUAGGCCACUUCCAAACUCGUGCCAUGGUAAAGUCCGACGUUAGUGAACUCAUCCUUGACAUUGCAAAGGAACAAGAGGAUGGUGACGCAGUCCUCAAGAUCCUGGAACAGUUUCUAGUAGCCCUUGAAAGGUCUCCACUGGCUUAG